Molecule: messenger RNA, 2598 nt
Organism: Porites evermanni
Lineage: Eukaryota; Metazoa; Cnidaria; Anthozoa; Scleractinia; Poritidae
Source: the annotation of a GenBank genome assembly
AACGCCACGGACAUAGUUUUUAACGAACUUCGCAGAGGAUUCUUUGCGGCAGUGAAAGAAAAAAGCGAUAAAGAUUCUUCACCAGAACUCUCUUUGAGCACUGUCUGCGUUUCAGAGCCAACGCUUCUCGAAUGCGAGGGGACUGGGUUUGGUGCUCUGCUACUGGCUACCUUAGAUCACGUGUCAUACUGUCAUUUGCUAGGAAUAUACAACAUAACAUUUCAAUGGAGAAACUGCGAAACGUACUGUAUAAAAGACCCCGAGCAAAAUUCUUGGCCAGCAUAUUUUGAGCCUCUAAACACAGAUUUUGACUUGAGUGCAUCCAGAGUUCUUUGUCUGGGUGGUUUAAUCGGCGGGCGAGUAUUAGCACGCGAGACUGCAAAGGCAAUCAAAUGCUUAAAUCCACAACAAAUUAAGCAAUUUGAUUGGGGCUUGAGGACUAGCUCCUUGUUAGAAUUUGGGUUUAGAAAACGGCAGAGUGUCCCAGGCUACGAAGAAGGCGCGAUAAUUACACCGCAACUAAGAAAAUGGGUACAUGGCAUGAUCACUGAAUACAUCCAACCACAGAAAUUUAUACAGACACGAGCUGAACAAUUUUACAUUGAUAACAUGCAAGGGUUCAAUUUACUGGGAGUUCACAUACGGGGUACUGAUCAUUGGUCGGAGACAGAGAAUAAGACUUUACCGGCAUUGGAACAGUGGAUUCAUGAUACACAGCAAAUAUUUGACACUCUAGAAUACCCUAAAAGAAUCUUUUUGGCCAGUGAUAAUAACGAGGGUGUUCAACUUUUUGUGAAACAUUUUGGAGAGGAUAAGGUAAGAUCUUUAUCACUGGUAAGGUAUUACAGAGGCAGCUAGGAAAAAGUUAAUUCCUUCCUUCUUCUGGUGAUUCUUAUCCUAAUUCUCCUGUUCCCGCUUCACCUCAUGCAGCAAUGAUGUGAAUGCCUGGACUAGAUUUCUUAGAAAUGUUUACAGUAUAUAUAAAAAAAUUCCGGCAAAGUGCGAAAUCUCGGUUAUAUCCCUUUUCUUCUGUACUAACCAGAAAGCUCGGAAGAAUUCUCUACCGACGUCUCUUAAACCAAAUCUAUUUUGAUUAAGCAAACCUUCUUCCAUCGAAAAAUUACUCAUAUGUUCGAGUGGAGCAGUACCACUGAAAGACUCCUAAGACCGAUUAAUUCCGAGUUGUUACGUUUGUCUUUGCAAAUGGUGACAAUGAUAAACCCACCCGGACUACAUAAAAAUUUUUGAUUUCCACAGCCCAAAAAUUCAAGAUAGUUCUGAACCAGAUGAUGAGUUCCCUUACCAAAGAUAUUUCAAAGUGCUUUCUUUACUCGUUUUACACAAUGAAGCAGAUGCUACCGGCUAAGUAAGACAAAUACAAAUCGAAGGACGUGUGCAUACAUAUCCUUCGUUCCAGAUACUCAACUAUUACAGUCUAAUAAAAUUUAAUUUGCGCAUAGUUCCUUUGUAAUAAUCUCUACUCAGUAUUUGCUUGUUUACAGGUGGUUGUUACUGCGGCAAAAAGAGCGGAGAAUUAUCAUUCUCAUAGUCCAGUCAAUUCUCACGUGACCAACAAUGCGAUUGAGAUUGGUACCCAGGUCCUUAUCGACAUUUUAUUGCUGGCUAAAUGUAGUUACUUUCUCCAUGCCGAGUCAAGCGUGGCUUCUCUGGCAGCGUUUUUCAACCCGGAAAUGAAACUGUUCUUUCUUGGGCAUUUGCACGACAACAUGGUGAGUGGUUUCUAAGCCCUGCUGAUCUCCUUCCUCCCCAGAGGGAGGGGGAGGGUACUUGACCAAAAAUUUAGCAUACACUGUGAGGGCAAUACCUACAAUGUAUAGGACAACCUUGAAGGUACAGCGUGUGUUUUAUGACCCCAUUUAGACAAUGACGUUAAGAAAUUUUUAAUUUCGGUCAAUCAGAAAAGGGCUGAGGGUUACCCAUUCAAUAGCUUUCCGAUCAGCCUUACCUUCAAUUGCAAGUUUAAGUGUUAUUCUAUAUUGCUGAUCCUGAUCUACACCAAUGUCCAGCUUUCCCUCGCAGCUGGUUGUUUAAGUGGUCCUUACAAAACUUGUUUGGUAAGAGAAAGUGUCAAAGGCUCCCCUGUUCGUUUACUUUGGUGGGGUGGGAUACGGCUACUCAGGAGUGUUGCUCAACUCCUCCAGUUCUCCCUGAAAGAGCUAUUCAUUUCACCAUUUGGGUCAUGGAGAGAGACAAUUUCUUGUCUAAAAACAGGGCCGGCAACAGUACCGCGCUUAGCUUGUCGUGGAACGAUACGAUAGCAACCGUGGUACACUGUACAUGCAUUUGCAGCCGAAAGCUUUGUCUUUACUUAUUUCUUGGUACUGUUCACAGGUUAAGGUUGCAGGAGGUUUUCUUAUAUUAAGGUUUCAUUUCCUUUAGGUUGAUAAAGAUGAUAACGUAGAAACCUUACCUGAGCUAAGCGAUGAAGUUGCAGAGGCUGAGUGGGAAGAGGGAUGGAUCAAGGAAUCAGAAGCAUUAACUCAGUGUUACAAAGAGAACAGUCCAUACAGCGCAUGCCCGAAUAUGGCAAGGGGAAAACUGAUCGACUCCGAAGAUGUCCGAGAAUUUUUGUUUUAA